AGAUGCAUGCUCUCUUGUGGUUACUUGCAUUAUUUACGACUGUCAUGUGUCAGCCAUUGUUCGACAUAGAGAAACAGCUGUAUGGACUGCAAGAACCACAACAGCUCCAAAUGUAUGAUGAUGUCAAUGGACUGACUGCAGUGAAACGGGGACGUUUGCUAAAUCUGAUUGGUUUGAAUUCCCGAUUCACCGAUCCCUUCAGACAGCGAAUGAUCAAAAAGAAGAUUCGCUCAGUGAGGAUGGAUAACGAGCACAUCUUCGACUACUAAAUGAGAAGCUCUUUGGUCAACUAAGCUCAUCAAUCAGCUCGGUUGAAUCUCAAUAGCGAAGGAUCUUUUUCUGAACAUUGUAAAUACGGAUCUUACAUCAUCAGUUUUAUGAAUGAAUGCUUUGUUAUUUCUUUUAGUUAUUACUUUUUGAUGUUUGGGCAUAUUUCUUGCUGAG
Messenger RNA from Cylicocyclus nassatus, 444 nucleotides. Lineage: Eukaryota; Metazoa; Nematoda; Chromadorea; Rhabditida; Strongylidae. The record is from the annotation of a GenBank genome assembly.